AAUGGACAAAUAACCAUUAUUACACAACUUUACAAUCACUCCUAAUGACUUAUUCUAAAUCAUAGGUUCUUAAAACACUUCAUAUACAGCAACUUCUCUAUCGCAAAUGUUGGACACCGAUCUGCAGGUAUUGAAUGCAUUAUUCUUAUUACAAGAUGGGACUCGACUCCUCAAAUCUUUUCGAUCUAAACAAACGAAAGAAGCAGUAAAGAUCUUGAAUUAUAAUAGGUUUGGCACACAUAAAAUAUAUGAUUCACAAACUAUUCGAUAUCAAGUUUAAAUAUUGUCUAAAUUUAAUAGUUAGUCAUUCAAAUCAUCAAGAAUAAGUGGCAUUAAAUCUUCUUUGCUCUCACUCUAACUAAAUUAGCAUUAUCUAUGAUGUUUACUGCCUCCAAAAAUGUACCUAAACAAAAUAUUAUAGGAAAGAAUGGAAUCAAUAUUUAUUCUGGUAUUCUCCUUAUUGCAAUUGCUAAUACGAAUAUUUAAAACUGAUAAUCAGGAACUGCUCAAUAAUUUACGCCAAUUUCAAAACAAAAAAGUUAAAUUAAAGAGAAAAGAUAGACUCAUUACUAUAUCAUCUGACUAAAUUGUAGUCGGAGACAUCCUCAUCUUUGGGGAAGAUUAGCUGAUUGAAGUAGAUGGCAUUCUUAUUCCCAAUUAAUCAAACCAAACCUUACUCUUUGAUACCAAUACUAACAGACUACCAUUUAUACGUUCAGGCUCUAAAGUGUUAUAAGGCAAUGGAUAAUUACUAGUGUUGGCAGUGGGAAUCAAUACUUAUCAUAUGAAAAAAUGUGAUUUGAAUUUGUAACACGAAUACACAACGCCUCUUUAAGAAAGAUUAAAUUAUUUGCAAUAAUAACUAAUUAAGCUCUUCUUUGUACUAGCAAUCAUUCCUUUGGUAAUUCAAUUUAUUAAUUAUUGUUAUCAUAUAUCGAUUUAUGAAUACUCUUUUGAUUUAGUGGAAUCCAUUCAUUCAAUUAUUAAGUAAAGUUAGAUUUCCAUCUUGCUAUUGUUAAUGGUGAUGAAUGAUAAUCUAUAGAAAUUUGUAUCCACUUAUCUUCAAUAUAAUUAAAAGAGAAUGAAAAGAGAUCGCAUCAAAUUUCAAAGACCGAGUUCCUGUGAAAUAUUGGGCAGAAUCAAUAAUAUUUGCACAAGUAAAAGUUAGAUAUUAACAAAUGGCAACACAAGAUUGGUACAAAUAUUUGCUGAGGAAUAACUGCUAAUGAAAUUCGAUAUCAAAAAAUUAAGAUAUUCUACCAUUCAACUAAUUCAGGAGAAUAUUUGCUUGAAUUCAACUGCCAAUCCAAAAAUUAGCUAUAGAUCUAAUGAUAUUACUGUUUUUGAAAAAUUUGGAAAUGAAAUCGAUUGUGCUCUACUUGAAUAUUGUCAUGAAUUAGGAUAAGAUUAUACUACUAUAAGGAAAAGUUAUUAAAAUUAAAUUGUAUAAUAUUUUAAAUUUAAUUCUGAUAGAAAAAUGAUGAGUGUGCUCAUUUAAUUAUAAAAUAAAUAUAUAUUAUACACUAAGGGAGCUCCAGAUAUUAUUUUAGAAAAUUGCACAGACUUUAUAAACUGCAAGGGAGAAGUUCAAAAGUAUUUUAUAAAUCAUAUCUUAAAGAUUAACUGAGUAAAAUAAACAAUAAAUCUAAAAUUAAAUCAAGAAAUUUGGUGAAGAAAGUUACAGACCCUUGUGUUUAGCCUAUAAAACCAUAGAAAAUAAUCUAAAUCCUAAAUCACUAAAUGAAAAAUAAUUGGAGAAACAAUUGAUCUUCGUAGCAUUAAUAGCCUUAGAGGAUGAAAUAAGAUAGGGAGUGUAAAGGUCAAUCUAAUAAUGCAAAGAAGCAGGAGUUAUAGUGAGAAUGAUAACGAAUGAGAGUCUAGAAUGUUCAAUAUCAUUAAGUAAGAAAUGUGGAAUAUUACCAAUGAACUAUUAGCAUCAGAAGGACUCCAAGAAGGUUAUGACUGGAAGGAUUUUCAAUGAUUUAGUAAAAGGAAUCACUUACAAGAAAUAAGAUGGUUAAAUUAUACCAAAAAUCGGUGAUAUGGAUGCCUUCGCUUAGAUUGCUGCUGAGUUGCGGGUUCUCGUAAGAGCAAGUCUAGAUGAGAAAUUGGCCAUCAUCCAAGGAUUAAAGGAAUUGAAUUACGUUGUUGGAGUCUUCAGUCACAGUGAUGAGCCUGCGUUUUAUCGACUUGCUGAUGUUGGUUUCUGUUAGAAUUCCAAAAUAAUACAACAGUAUAAUUAUAUGGUUAGUGUCUCCAUUUUAGAUGAUAACUUCUCUUCUGUUAUUUAUUCAAUAGAUUGGGGAAGGAACAUUUUUGAUGCAGUUAGAAAAUUCAUUUAAUUUAAAAUAGCUCUUCUCUUAUCGUUAUCCAUCCUACAAGCCUUUAGCAUUUUCCAUUAUUUUAAUUAAACCUAAUUGUUAUGGAUCACAUUCAUUGUUGACUUUACUGCUUUCUUCAUGUAUGCCACAGAAAUACGUAAAUUUACAUGUUAAUUCAAUAUAGCUAGUAGAAGACUAUACGAAAGAUAACAGAAUGAGAGAUACCAUUUGAUUACAUCCAAUAUGUGGAGAAACAUCAUUUCAUAAAUAAUCUAUCAAUUACUGGUUUUAUUUAUCAUUUAGCUCUCAACUUAAAAGUACAUUGCAAUGAAAAACGGUUUGAAUUGCUAUCACUUUGACUUAAAAUCACACACCCUACUAUUUAAUACUUUUGUAUAUCUUUAGAUCUUUAAUUUAUUGAUUUCUCAUAAAAUUCGCAAAACUGAUAUCUGCAUUUCAAAUAACAAAAGAGAAAGAACAAAGUUAAUCAUAUAACUUGUGUUGAUAUUUGCGAUGCAAUACUUUGUGGUGUAAGAAUAUAGUUAUUGUUAUAUUUAGAGAACACUGUAAUUUUAUUUUUAGCUUAUCUAAACUUACUUUGAAAGAAUAUUUUGGAUCUCUUUUGAUAUCCUCUUUUGGUUGUGUUGUCACGUAUUAAUUAAAUCAUCUAAUUUAGAUACCUAUUUAAAUUCAUUAACGAUAAAUAUUUUAAUUGGAUCACACUAUUUAGAAGUUAAGAUUAGCGAAAUCAUUAUUCAUCUUUUGACGAAGUAAUAAUAUAAUAUCAUUUUUAGUUCUUGUAAUUUAAAUCAAUUCUUCGUUAAAUUAAGAGUUAUCCAACUGAAAAAGAGGAGAAUAGUGAAAUUGAACUUACAGAUAAAUAAUGA
This is a messenger RNA of Paramecium octaurelia, 3208 nucleotides long. The record is from the annotation of a GenBank genome assembly. NCBI's taxonomy places the organism in Eukaryota, Ciliophora, Oligohymenophorea, Peniculida, Parameciidae.